UCUCAGACUCGCUGACCUGCACCAUGGCCAACCCCGCAGCCCCUGUUAAAACCGGCACGAUUCCGUUCACCCGCGAUGGCGAGACCUAUCAAACCUUCUACAAGCUCUUCGGGUCUCUGGAGAACAGCAAACGUCGACCCCUAGUCAUGAUGCACGGUGGUCCAGGGCUCGUGCACGACUACCUCCUGCCCUUCAGCGACCUCGCCGUGAUGGCGGACACCCCCGUAGUGCUGUACGAUCAGAUCGGCAACGGGCUCUCGACGCACCUGCGUGACAAGCCCGCCGACUUCUGGUCCAUCGAACUCUUCAUCGACGAGCUCGAGAACGUGCUCGCGCACCUGGGCAUCGACGGCGACUUCGACCUCGGAGGGCACAGCUGGGGCGGGAUUGUCGGGACCGAGUUCGCCGUGCAACGCCGGCCGCGCGGCCUGCGACACCUCGUGCUCACGGAUGCGCUCGCCGCGCCGCUCAUGGCGGGCAUGGCGGACCCCAAGGCGUACCACGCCGCGCUCCUCGUGUUCCACAGGACCUACGGGUGCACCGUGGUGCCCCCACCGAAGGAGUACUUGUAUAUGCUCGAGAUGGUGUUUGGUGAAAAGGGAGACCCGACGGUCACCUCGGUUAUGUUCCCCAAGAUCAUAAAUUGGUCGAUCAUCGACCGAUUGCACAACAUAGAGGUGCCGACACUCGUGAUGAAUGGAGCUAAGGACAUUGCGCAGGACUUCGUCAUCGCACCAUUCUUCCAGAAGAUCCCGAAGGCAAAGUGGAUCACCUUCGCGAAAUCUAGCCAUACCCCGUUCUGGGAGGAGCGCGAGCUGUAUAUGAAACAAGUAGCAAACUUUUUGGAACUGUAGCUACGGGCUAGCAGUUUCUACAUGCAGAUACAGGACAACAGGAGGUACAAUGAAAGGUCACAAGCGCCACCAGUAGUCAUACUCAUUGUAUACGUACGAAUGACGUUCCACGCAUGUAUAUGAAUCGCACACGAUAUGAUAUUUGGAUAAACAAGUACAACAGUUGCUAAUGCCCGUUCAAAUGGUAGGAGAGCCUAUUCUACAAGGCGCAAACGAGUGGGUGCUACAUAAGACGAAUCGAGAAGCCAGCGAGGAAUCGUGGCCAGUAUAGUGAUACAAUUUUCUUCCGUUGGGCGCUCCCGUAUCUCAGGAGCCAGAUACAACGAAGAUCAGAUGGUUCAGUUGAACUUAGGGACGUCAAAGGUGCCCUCGGGGUCUAUCGAGAAUUGGUCAGUUGUCGC
This is a messenger RNA of Phanerochaete carnosa HHB-10118-sp, 1255 nucleotides long. RefSeq lists its product as uncharacterized. Lineage: Eukaryota; Fungi; Basidiomycota; Agaricomycetes; Polyporales; Phanerochaetaceae. The transcript has 3 exons. Bases 24 to 854 code for a protein of 276 amino acids. Gene Ontology annotation, molecular function: peptidase activity. Gene Ontology annotation, biological process: proteolysis. The record is from RefSeq and is a predicted model, not a curated record.